Molecule: messenger RNA, 2605 nt
Organism: Toxotes jaculatrix (banded archerfish)
Lineage: Eukaryota; Metazoa; Chordata; Actinopteri; Toxotidae
Product: sialoadhesin-like
Exons: 11
Coding region: 80-2323 (747 amino acids)
Source: RefSeq, a predicted model, not a curated record
CUCUUUUUUCCAGAAAAUAAAGACACCGUAUGCUGAAUAUCAUUGUUGGCUUUAAGGAUCAUCAGUGUGACAGAAAAGCAUGACAGGUGCUAUAAAGGUUUUCUUUAUGUGCUGUCUACUUCAAGGUAGCUUAUGCCAACAUUGGGCAAUCUCCAUUCCCAAGACAGUAAAGGGCCUGAGUGGAUCCUGUGUGAUCAUCCCUUGCAGUUUCAGCAUCCCACCAGAGUAUGAUGUACACCUGGAUGAUUCGUGUAAAGCCAUAUGGAAGAAAGGCAGCUGGAGCCGAACACAAGUGUUUGAUUCCAGUCUCACUGGAGAAAGUGCAAGUUUAAACAUACUGCAAGGAAGCCUAACAGGGAUCCUGCAAGAGAAGGACUGCACCACCAUCUUCAACAACCUGCCAUCAAACCUUCAUGACAACUAUUACUUCAGGCUGGAGUGUGACAACGCGCUGAAGUUCAACUUUUUAACGAGUGUCCUCAUCACAGUUCAAGAUUCACUCUCCAGACCUACUAUAAAUGUAGUCCAUUCUAGGCUGGAGGUAAAUCCGUCCAGGCUGGAGGUAGAAGAGGGGAUUGCGGUGAGGUUGGACUGCUCGGCUGCUGCUCCCUGUCCCAUUCUUCCCCCAGCCGUGACAUGGACACCCAGUAUAGGUGACAUUGAGGAGAUCACGGAAAGUAAUUCUGUGACCUCUGUUAUGAACUUCACCGCUUCUUACCUCCACAAUGGACAGAAGAUCUCCUGCACCUCUCUCUACAACCGACAAGCUGGCAACAGCGACCUUCUGUAUGAAGAAAGUUUGACCCUACAUGUUUUUUAUCCUCCAAAUAACACAUCAGUCAGUUACCCUGGUCCUGUAAAGGAGGGCAGCUCAGUGACUCUGACUUGCCACACAAACGCAUAUCCAGCCGUGGACAGCUACACCUGGUAUAAAGUGGAUGGAGAUCAAGCGACAGCAAUGGGUUUCAAGAUGACGCUUUCAACCACGGUCACAGAAGUCGACAGUAAAUUUUACUGCAAAGUCAGUAACAGAUAUGGAACCCAGAACUCAUCCAUCACUCAAAUAGAUGUACAGUUUGCUCCCAAGGACACGGCAGUAAUUGUGGAUCCUACUGGUCCAAUACUGGAGGGAAGCUCUGUUUCUCUGUUCUGCAGGAGCCGUGCCAACCCAUCUGUGACCAACUAUACCUGGUACAUAGGUGAUGAAGAAGAUGAAGAGCACGGACAAACCUUAGCUUUACACAGUGUUGAUCCAAGCCAUAGCGGUGACUACCACUGUGAAGCAAAAAAUGCCCUGGGAGAAGAAAUCUCAGCAACAAUUCAGCUGGACAUUCAGUAUCCCCCUAAAAACACCUCAAUGUUGGCUGACCCCGCUGGUCCGGUGCUGGAUGGCAGCUCUGUGACUCUGACCUGCACAAGUAUUGCCAAUCCAACAGUGAAGAACUUCACCUGGUUCAGAGUAGCUGGAAGAGACAAGGAGAUGGUGGGCUCAGAGCCAGAGUUCACCUUCAAUGUGACCAAACUCUCAGAGGAUCAGUAUUACUGUGAAGCUCUGAAUGUCCACGGAGCUGAAUACUCCGAGCCUGCCAGUAUUGAUGUCACAUUUGCCCCAGAGAUCCUGUCGUCCUCCCGCUGCAUCAAGAUUUUAUCGCAAUUUCGAUGUUCCUGUGACAGCCAGGGGAACCCGCUUCCUUCCCUGGUUUGGGAAUUGGCUGGGGAGCCUGUCAAUCACUCUGCUGACAUCCCAAUCAGGGAGGUUCCCCUGGGGAGCAUGAGUAUGAGGAGCCUCAUCACCCUAUACCGUCUGGAUGAAGACAUGCCCUCCCUAGUCUGCCUCAGCAUCAACUCUCUGGGAUCUGAUAGUUUGGCAUUCAAUGUGUCCUCCAGUAAAACUCAGAUAGGCCUCCAUUCUGUGUCUCUGUUGAUUGGCUCUGCAGUGGGAGCGCUGGGAAUGCUGUUGGUGUGUGUCCCGCUGUUGCUCAUUUGCAGAAAGAGGAAAGGCAGCCUUUCACCCAACCAGGCACUGGUGGACACUUCAGAAUUUUUAGUCACUAAUGAGUCUUCUCAAGUGGAUAUUGUUCAUGCCAAUAAAGUCAUUGUGGAGGAAAGAGGAGGAAGUAAGAUGGACACUCUCCACAGUGCAGAUGUGGACUUUGAUAAAGCCAAUGGAAAGGGUAAGCUGGGGGAAGGGGAGAUCAGAGGUGGGGCCUCCAAGACGAUAUAUGCUGAGAUCCGUCUGGCCACCAGAGGAUCCAAUGGUGGAGGCGCAAAGCAAGAAGAAACUGUUGCAAAUACUCAUUUUGGACAAGGAAAAGGCAUUUGACACAGGAUUCAGGCCUUUAAACUGAUACAGAACUUUACUGGAUCAAACCGUGGUGUUCAGUUGUCAACAGAAGCCCAGCUAAGAAUUCUGAGUGGUCUAACAUCUGCACUGCAGGCAGGAUUUUUUUUUUUUUUUUUUUUUUUUUUUUACAAAUUGAGCAACAGUGAUGCCACACACCUGUGGCUCUUGACUGCUGUCUCUAUAACUUUCAAUCCUUCUUGUAUCUCUUUACUGUAAAACACCUACCAUAAUAAAAAAAAAAAAAACAAUAAAAAUGAUUUA